GAUAUUAGGAGAAGAGUCCUAAUGCACAGCUUGAGAUGCUUCCUCUCCGACGUGGGUCUCGUCUCCAAACCAGGACUGCUCUUCUGGAGUGCCAGAAAACCUACAGGUCAGUCACAGCUCUUUUUGGACUCAUCAUAUAAGGGAAACUUCAUCCACAUGGUAUCCAAGAUGUGUCAAAGAGGACAGAAGAGUCUGAAGAAACCACGCCAUAUUACAUCACUAGAUGGUUCCUGGCAGGAAAGGCUGGCUGAUGUUGUGACGCCACUCUGGAGAUUAAGCUAUGAAGAACAGCUUAAGGUGAAAUUUGAAGCUCAGAAGAAAAUUUUACAGAAACUAGAGUCUUACCUCCACAUGCUCCGUGGGGUCAAUGCAACAACAGCUACCUCCAGCUCUGAGGGGCUCUGUUGUCUCCUCCAUCCUAUUAUACCCUCUCCUGUUAUCCAUGGCUACCGAAAUAAGUCCACCUUCUCAGUGAACCGAGGUCCAGAUGGCAAUCCAAAGACUGUGGGGCACUACCUGGGAACUUGGAGAGACAAGAACAUUGUCUGUGUACGGUCUAACCAUCUGAAAAACAUCCCUGAGAAACACAAUCAAGUGGCCCAGUACUAUGAAGUAUUGCUUCGACAGUCCCCACUGGAGCCCUGCCUUUUGUUUCAUGAAGGUGGAUAUUGGCGUGAACUCAUGGUCCGCACCAAUAACCAAGGGCACACGAUGGCCAUCAUCACUUUCCAUCCCCAGGAAUUAAGGCAGGAGGAACUCUGUGUUCAGAAAGAGACAAUAAAAGCAUUUUUCAGCAAGGGACCAGGAGCAGUUUGUGACUUGACAUCACUUUACUUCCAGGAGAGCACCAUGACCCGCUGCAGCCAUCAGCAAUCCCCCUACCAGCUCCUAUUUGGGGAACCGCACAUCUUUGAAGAUCUCUUGGACUUGAAGAUUCGCAUCUCUCCAGAUGCCUUUUUCCAGAUUAAUACGGCUGGUGCAGAAAUGCUGUAUCAGACCGUGAGAGAGCUGAGUGGAGUGAACUCUAACACCAUCCUGCUUGAUACCUGUUGUGGAACUGGCGUGAUCGGCUCUCUGGCUCAGCAUUCCUCCCAGGUCCUUGGGAUUGAGUUGGUGGAGCAGGCGGUAGAGGAUGCCAGGUGGACUGCAGCCUUCAACGGCAUCACCAACUGUGAGUUCCACACUGGUCGAGCAGAGAAGAUUUUGCCACAGCUACUUAAAUCAAAAGAAGAUGGGCAGUUAAUUGUUGCUGUGCUGAACCCAGCCCGGGCAGGACUGCAUUACCAGGUGGUGCAAGCCGUUCGAAACUGCAGCGCCAUCCACACACUAGUGUUUGUUUCCUGUAAGCCCCAUGGUGAAGCCACAAGGAACAUCAUUGAGCUGUGCUGCCCUUUAAACCCUGCUAAGAAGCUCCUCGGCGAGCCUUUUGUGCUGAGACGAGCUGUGCCCGUGGAUCUGUUCCCACACACCCCACACUGCGAGCUGGUGCUCCUCUUCACACGAUAAGUGGCCUCCUCCAAGACUGCAGGCUCUUUGUUAAGGCUGAAGUUUCAGUAAUUUCCAGGCCUUACCUGUACAGAAGCUUCUAGACUCUCCACUUUCCUUUGACAGUCAGCCGCCUGAAACAACUGUCAAGGUGGACCUUCAAGUCUUGAAGGCAGAGAAGGAAAAAAAAGCAGAAGACCCAUGGUAGCCACUGACACAUUUGUGAGACAAGGGUGAACCAGGAAAUUGCCGAAGACUCUUCUUUCUGCUUUCAGAAACGAAGCCCUUCCUAAACUAAGUUUGUUCACUUAGGUUCUGUGAGAUGGUUGAAGAAAAUGGGUUUGUGACAUGCUUGGUUAAGGUUCUUUUCUUUAUGUUCUGUACAGGUGAAUACAUAUUUUCCCUACCAUC
Molecule: messenger RNA, 1896 nt
Organism: Manis javanica (Malayan pangolin)
Lineage: Eukaryota; Metazoa; Chordata; Mammalia; Pholidota; Manidae
Gene: TRMT2B
Product: tRNA methyltransferase 2 homolog B
Biological process (GO): RNA processing
Molecular function (GO): RNA binding; tRNA (uracil(54)-C5)-methyltransferase activity, S-adenosyl methionine-dependent
Source: RefSeq, a predicted model, not a curated record